AUGUCUGGUCAAUAUCAACCCUUUGUCUUGGCUGAUGUCGUGUAUGACGACGUUGGAGUCGUUUCACAAAGGUCCGGUGCGGAAGGUGCGGAUUGCUCCAAUGAAUGGACGGUUUUGAUCCAAGAUGGUCAAGCUAAGCGUCAAGCGCAGUUGCAAUUGUGGUGGUCCAAGUGUCUGCUGCUGCAGGUUUCUCUUCAAUGUGACAUACGGAGCACUAGCUAUGCUUUAUAUUUAAUUCGGAAACGAUGGAAUAUGAUUAGAAUGAUGAUGAUAUAA
Pochonia chlamydosporia 170 is the source of this 276-nucleotide messenger RNA. RefSeq lists its product as hypothetical. NCBI's taxonomy places the organism in Eukaryota, Fungi, Ascomycota, Sordariomycetes, Hypocreales, Clavicipitaceae. The transcript has a single exon. The record is from RefSeq and is a predicted model, not a curated record. Bases 1 to 276 code for a protein of 91 amino acids.